AUGCAUCUCCUCACUCUAGUCGCCGCUGUAGCUCUCCUGUCGAAUUUUAUCUUGGCUAUUCCUCAAUUGGGUGGAAGUGGGAGUGGGAAUGGGAAUGGGAAUAUUGAAGAAAUCCAACAUAAACGAUGGGGUUGGCCUUGGAGUACUGACUCUGACUCAGAUUCAGAUGGAGAUGAUGGAGAUGAUGGAGAUGACGAGAAUAAUGAUUCGAUCGCAGAAACAAGAUCACUUCUACCAUUUACACAUCCGCAUCUUGUGGCGGAGGCUACGGGUACAAUUGUAGCUGCGGCUGCGACUGCGAGGUUUAGUACGGAGAUUUCUGUGGUGGGUGGAUUUGGGUUUUCGAGUUCGGUGGUUGAGAGUGGAAGUGAGAGUCAGAGGGUUACUGCUACUUCUACUGCUUCUGCUGCUUCUGCUGCUGUUACAGGUGUAGAUGCAAAUGCAGGUGCAGGAUUGCAAAAUAGUAUCUCGAUUUUAACUACAGUCACGGAUCGAAUUCUUCCGUCAACACCUCUCUUGUUUAAUUCGACGCCAAUAUCAAUAUCAACAUCCAUACCCAUACCCAUUACUUCAACAACCCUCCUACCACCCUUCACCCAAAACAAUACUUCCCUCACACUCUGUCCCGCAAAUCCUACGAGUUUCAUCACCAUUACCGAAAAUUGUACGAGUACGUAUUGGAUUACUGUUUCUGCGGGUGCGGUGGAGGAGAGUAGUACAUCUUUAUCUUUGGCUUCUAUUUCUUAUGCGAUGAUUUUUCCUACGAUUACGUCGUUGGCAUUGUCGUCGUCGAUUUCGGGGGUUCCGGUUGCUUCUGCGGGGGGAUUGACGUCUGUGGGGGGAAAUUCGACGGGGUUUUGGACGAGUACGUCGAUUCCAAGGGUGAUGAGUAGUUCUGCUGCUGUAUCGACGCAACCUUCUAUUUCGGGGGUUGCUUCGGGUGGUUUUGUUUCUGUGGGGGCGAAUUCGACGGGUGUUUGGACGUCGUCGAGUGCUGCUAGGGCUAGUGCUAGUUCUAGUGUGGUGAUGAGUAUUGGUUUGAGUACUGCGUUAGGGAAUCGUAGUAGUACUGGGGGAGUGAGUAGUUCUUUGGUGGCUAGUGAGACUUUGGGGUUGGUUUCGUCCUCUGGAUUGGGUGGGGUUACUACUAAUUCUUCUUCUUUUGCCUCUUCUUCCAUUGAAGCAUCUUCAUCGUCAUUAAGGGAAUCGAUAACUUCGACUUCAAUUUCAACUGGAGAAUUAGUAUCGACUACGAUUUUAUUUUCUACUAGUACACUGAGUUAUCCUCAUUCAUCUUCUUCCUCAUUAUUAUCAUCAUCAACCCUCCUCUCCCUCUCCUCCAUACUCUCACUUUCAACCACAACCACGCCAUCCAACCCCUCAACCCUCACACUCACAGUCACCCCUAACCCCAUCGCAACCGGAACCACAAGUCUCCACCCAACCACCACAAUCCAAUUCACCACCACCAUAACCAGUAUCCAAAGCAGCGGGACACCGAAUCUCGCCGCCGUACAUUGCGGUUUACAUGGUUUACCCGUUGGAGAUUAUUUUCUCGCUGAGUUUGUGGAGGAGAAAGCUGGGGUACCGGUUACUUUGAGAGGAUGCUGGGAGUUUUGUUUUGGCGUAUAUGGUAUAGAUAAAGGAUGCGAAUCGUAUUCGUUUUAUCCGGAACCGGGAACGGGUGCUCCGAGGUGUGAUAUUUUCGGGGGGAGCGUGGCCCAGAGUUUGGAUAGUAUUAUUCCUGGUGUGCCGAAUGUGUGGUUUGAUUUGGAGUGUGGGGAUCCGGGGUUGUUGGGUUGA
Molecule: messenger RNA, 1803 nt
Organism: Sclerotinia sclerotiorum 1980 UF-70
Lineage: Eukaryota; Fungi; Ascomycota; Leotiomycetes; Helotiales; Sclerotiniaceae
Exons: 3
Coding region: 1-1803 (600 amino acids)
Source: RefSeq, a predicted model, not a curated record